AUGCAGACGUCGCUAGAAGCGUUGUGGCUGCAGUCCCGCAAAGUUCUACACAAUCUCGACGUGCGAUCUGGACUCAACGAUACCCUCGGUCGUCUACCGCACGCUGAAGAUGCGCCUUUCAAUUCGUACACUAAGCAGCACGAGCCUGCGUGCCUCCCCGACACGCGUGUCGACCUCCUCAAUGAGAUACACAGCUGGGCCGAUGGCCAAGAUGAGCGGUGCAUCUUCUGGCUGAGCGGGCUGGCGGGCACGGGCAAGUCGACCAUCGCCCGGACGGUGGCGCGCAGGUACCACGACAGGCAGCGUCUGGCGGCGAGCUUCUUCUUCUCGCGCGGCGGCGGCGACGUUGGGCAUGCGGGCAAGUUUGUGACGAGCGUCGCAGUGCAGUUCGCGCAGAGCGUGCCAGCAGUGCGGCAGCACAUCAGCGACGCUGUUGCCGAGCGCAGCGACAUUGUAAGCCAGUCGCUGCGCGACCAGUGGCAGCACCUCGUCUGCCGUCCGCUGUCGAUGCUGCACGAGCCAGAAGCACGGCCAGAAACAUACAUCGUAGUCGUCGAUGCGCUCGACGAGUGCAACAGCGACAGCAACAUCCGCAUCAUCGUGCGGCUGCUGGCCGAGGACUCUGGCACAGACGAGCACUUCGAGAUCCUGCCCGAACAGCGAUUGGACAGCAUAUACCUUACAGUGCUUAAGAGCCCCAUUCGCAGAUACAGGAAACAGGAAAGGAAGAGAUGGUACACGCUGAUAAGAGAGACACUCGGGGCCAUCGUGCUUCUGCAAUCGCCGCUUUCUGCAUCUUCGCUGGCUCGGCUACUCCGCGUUCCUGCAGAGGAUGUGCAUCGAACGCUGUAUGAGCUGCACUCGGUUGUAGAUGUCCCAUAA
This is a messenger RNA of Macroventuria anomochaeta, 882 nucleotides long. RefSeq lists its product as uncharacterized. Lineage: Eukaryota; Fungi; Ascomycota; Dothideomycetes; Pleosporales; Didymellaceae. The record is from RefSeq and is a predicted model, not a curated record. Bases 1 to 882 code for a protein of 293 amino acids. The transcript has 3 exons.